CGUAUUUUAGAAAAUGGUAAAGCAUUUUCAUUGCCACUUUCCGACGAAGAAAUUUCUAGCUCCGAUGAAAACAAAGAUUUAAAAGAACUUGAAUCAGAUGAAAAUAUUACCGAUAAAUCUGAAAAG
Racocetra fulgida is the source of this 126-nucleotide messenger RNA. The record is from the annotation of a GenBank genome assembly. NCBI's taxonomy places the organism in Eukaryota, Fungi, Glomeromycota, Glomeromycetes, Diversisporales, Gigasporaceae.